AUGGACUUUGCCUCCCCCAACGAGUCGGACGUGGACAUGAUGCACGACGACUCGAUGCUGCACGUGAACCUCUCGGCGCAGUACGGCCACCCGCACCACUCGCACCACCAGCAACAGCACCAGCAGCAGCAGACCCAACAGCAGCAGCAGCAACAACGUCAACAAGCGCCUCAACAGCCCCAAGCACGAGGAUCGCAAGCGCCGCCGCCGCAGCGGUCGCUCCACUCGCACGUGAACCUCUCGACGAGCGACGCCCACUCGGUCUUCCCCGGCGUCUACGUGCCCGGCCUCAACCACAUGGAGCCGCAGCCGCAACAGGGCGACGCCAUGGAAGAGUACGCGCGGCUUAUGGGCAUCAAAGUCGAGUCGGACGACGUCCACGUCGUGCCCAACGGCAACGCCUUUACGAACAUUGCCAAGAUCCAGGCCAACGCCGCGUACUUUGAGAACCUCAUGAGCGCGCGCGACCGCAACGACGCGAUGGACGACGGCACGAACAUCACGUCCAUGACGCUCCCCGCGGGCAUCGGCAGCGGCCUGAACGGCCAGUUCAUGGCGGCCUCUGGCAGCGUCCUGACGCCCACGCCGCCGCUGUACAACGCCACGUCGGAGUUGGCGUACCAGGAGAGCAGCUCGCGGCUCUACGACCCGUCGUCGGGCUUUCCGGGCCACACAGUGCCCCUGCCUUUCCACAAGGGCCCCCAAGUGCGGCCGAGUAUGCUGCCGCCGGACCUCGUGGGCUCGCAGACGCUGCCGCCGGAGAUCAUCUCGGCCAUGAUCAAGAACAACUCGUCGCACAACUUUGACAACUUGAGCGAAGACGAGAAGCAGGCGCUGAUCAAGGAGGAAAAGUCGAGGGAGCGCAAUCGCGACCACUCGCGCAAGUCGCGGCUGCGCAAGAAAGAGUUUGUCGAGUCGCUCAAGCACGAAGUCGGACAGCUGCAAGUGUACCAGCAGAUUUGCGAACAGUGCAUGGACUGCAUUGCGCUCGUGACGGCCGAGGCGUCGGCGAUCUUUCUCUAUUCGAGCGCUGCCUACACGCGCUUGCUGGGGUACCAGAACCACCAGAUCGUGCCAGGCCAGACGAGUUUCUUGGACAUGGUGCAUCCGAGCAAUGUGCAGGACGUUCGCGCAGUGUUUACGAAGCUCAAUACGCUUGGCGAGACCCACAGAUUUAAAUUCCGAAUAAAGUCAAUGGAUGGCGAGUACUUCAACGCGGAGACAACGGCACGAAUGGCCGAGAAGGGCAUUGUGUGUUCGACGCGUGUGAACCGCGACAUGUAA
Hyaloperonospora brassicae is the source of this 1284-nucleotide messenger RNA. The record is from the annotation of a GenBank genome assembly. NCBI's taxonomy places the organism in Eukaryota, Oomycota, Peronosporomycetes, Peronosporales, Peronosporaceae.